AUGGCUGAUACAUUCUCCUCCAUUCCCAUUAUCGACUGGCGCCGUCUUCAAGACCCAAGUACAAAAGCAGCGGCCUUGGACGAUCUGCGCGAGGCCAUAUUUGUAGUAGGAUUCUUGUACCUCACAAACCAUGGGUUGGAAAACCUUAUUUCAAAAGCACACGCCAAGCUUCCUGAGCUGUUUGAUCUCCCGGCGGAUGUCAAGGCCAAAUGCGACAUGAUCAACUCCCCGUCAUUCGUCGGCUACACGCGUCUGGGUGCGGAAACUACCGCGGCAAAGACUGAUUGGAGAGAGCAAUACGAUUUCGGGACCCCGGGAAUGAAGACGUGGACCGAGGACAAGGACAUCUGGUGGCGGUUGGAGGGGAACAGCCAGUCCAUCCAACGUCAGUAUCCGGACGUUCCAGGUGUCAAAGAGCUCGUCGAAGAGUACAUUGCGAGAUCGGCAGAACUAUCACAGCAGUUCAUGAGAUACGUUUCCGAAUGUCUCUCGCUCCCACCCGACACUUUCGCUGCGUUCAAGGGCAAUAUGGACAGGCUGAAGUUUAUUAAGUAUCCCAGGUCGCCGCCAAACUCUCAAGGCGUCGGCCCCCACAAAGACUCGUCCGGGCUAUUCACCUUCCUGUCGCAGGAUGAUACGGGUGGAUUGCAAGUUCUGAAUAAGAAUGGCGAGUGGAUCGACGCGCCACCGAUCGAAGGGAGUCUUGUUGUCAAUAUUCAACAAGGCCUUGAAGCUAUUACAGGAGGCAUCUGUGCCGCUACGACACACCGAGUUAUCGCUCCGACGACGAAAACACGGUAUAGUAUCCCAUUCUUUCUAGGAGUCCGAAUGGAUCUUACAACGGAGCAACUCCGGGAAAGUGCAGCGCACAUUGUCGCCCGCAUCCCAGUCUCGGACGACAGGAAGAAGCGCGCCGUCGAUGUUCCCAGCGAGUUUCUUUCGCCUUUGUACUCAUGUUUUGGCGAAGCAUAUCUGCGAAAUAGAAUCCUCAGUCACCCGGAUGUCGGACAGAAGUGGUACCCUCACUUGUACGAAAAGUACACCAAGCAGGUACUCUCUUAG
This is a messenger RNA of Aspergillus nidulans FGSC A4, 1062 nucleotides long. Its product is annotated as isopenicillin N synthase family dioxygenase. The transcript has 6 exons. Bases 1 to 1062 code for a protein of 353 amino acids. The record is from RefSeq and is a predicted model, not a curated record. Lineage: Eukaryota; Fungi; Ascomycota; Eurotiomycetes; Eurotiales; Aspergillaceae. Gene Ontology annotation, molecular function: iron ion binding; 2-oxoglutarate-dependent dioxygenase activity.